CUAUUCCGUACCGUCGACGUCCACCUCCAUCCAAGGCCCGCAAGCCUCGCCUCUUUACGACCCCGCACGAACUCACGACGUUCAGAUCUCUUUCUCUGUUCUCUUCAUCGCCCUCUCGCCUCCCCGCUCUUCGCGCCUUCCGUUUCACGUCGGCUGCUCUCUCAUUUUCAAAGCAGCCUCCUCUUCCCCGCCGAUCAGACGCUCUCUCAGACGCGAUCAGACUUGCAUAUCCCUGUACUCUCGUUUCUGCUCUGUGAAGAAUGGAUAGUUGGAGGGUAGCCGUUCUCGGCGAUGGAGGCGUAGGCAAGACCGCUUUGGCUGUGCAGUUUACACUGAAUUGCUUUGUUGAGACAUAUGAUCCAACGAUAGAAGAUGCAUAUCGCCGACAGCUGGUCGUCGACAAGCGGAUGUGCUUCAUUGAAGUGAUUGAUACAGCAGGACAAGAGGAGUACGCCACUCUACGCGAUCAAUGGGUCAGGGAAGGCCAGGGAUUUAUCCUGGUUUACUCGAUCGCGUCACGCGCAACCUUCGACCGGCUCGACGUCUUCCGACAAGCCAUGCUGAAGGUGAAGCGACAGAAGCCGGUCUUCAUGCUCGUGGGCAACAAGUGCGACAAGCAGUACGAGCGAGAGGUCUCGCGAGAGGAGGGCGCGACACUGGCACGGAGCUUCGGCUGUGACUUCCUCGAAACGUCGGCCAAAACACCGACGAAUGUCGAGAGACUCUUCGUUGAGCUUGUCCGGUUGCUACGACAGACAAAACAACAGGAGCAAGGCAUGCAGGGCCGACCACAAGCGAGCAACGAUCGGCCGCAAAAGCCUUCAGGAGGGAAGGGUUCAGGGAAGAUCAAGUGUAUUAUCAUGUAGGGCGCAUCGAGGACUAUAUAGAACUGACCCAUUUCUGCUGCUCACCCCGUAUCACGAUACCAUUUCUCUUACGUUGGGUUCAUAACGUCCGCCGGUUCCGACUGCUGCCGGGACAGAUAUCCCUUUCCCGUCGGCUACGUUGACAUUCAGAAUUGCUUCAUGAUGUACAUAUUCCCCACUCUUCCCUCUGUGCAUAGUCCAGUUCUGUCACAUAGGAAUACAUCUAUGCUUGCUUGGAUGUACCACAUCG
This is a messenger RNA of Fomitopsis serialis, 1116 nucleotides long. Its product is annotated as ras protein. Gene Ontology annotation, biological process: signal transduction. Gene Ontology annotation, cellular component: plasma membrane. Bases 261 to 866 code for a protein of 201 amino acids. Gene Ontology annotation, molecular function: GTP binding; GTPase activity; GDP binding. The record is from RefSeq and is a predicted model, not a curated record. The transcript has 6 exons. NCBI's taxonomy places the organism in Eukaryota, Fungi, Basidiomycota, Agaricomycetes, Polyporales, Fomitopsidaceae.